Messenger RNA from Onychomys torridus (southern grasshopper mouse), 5439 nucleotides. RefSeq names its product ATP-binding cassette sub-family A member 3-like. The record is from RefSeq and is a predicted model, not a curated record. The transcript is spliced from 34 exons. Bases 1 to 5439 code for a protein of 1812 amino acids. NCBI's taxonomy places the organism in Eukaryota, Metazoa, Chordata, Mammalia, Rodentia, Cricetidae. Gene Ontology annotation, molecular function: ATP hydrolysis activity; ATP binding; lipid carrier activity. Gene Ontology annotation, cellular component: intracellular membrane-bounded organelle; membrane. Gene Ontology annotation, biological process: transmembrane transport; lipid transport.
AUGAAUAGGUUGACAGUCAACCAAUUAACAGUUCUUCUCUGGAAAAAUUUUACAUUAAAGAAGAGGCGGAUGAUUAGUUCAGUAACAGAAGUCUUGGCAGCAUUGUUGUUUGUAAUAAUGCUGUUGAUAUUCCGUACACUUACUGGUAUAGAUGUUGCUGAGCCAAAUCAUUUCGAGCCUCAAUCCGUUUCUACCAUACCUUCUUUCAUCAAAGAUGCCAAGGAUUGGGAAUUGAUUUACAUACCUUCUGAUAUUGAUGUGGUAACAGAAAUUAUGGAGAAUGUAAAGAAGAAUCUCAACACCACCAUAAAAGUUCAAGGUUUUCCUUCAGAAGCAGAGUUUGAGAACUAUAGUCUGCUUGGUUUUGCAUCUCAGAAAGUGCUGGGUGCUGUUGUUUUUGACUGUGGCUUCAAAAGCAAAAUUGAUACUCUGCCACUUCAGAUAAAAUACCAUUUGCGUUUUAUUGGUGUGCAGAGGACCAUCUGGUGGCCAGAAAAGACAGGCUGGAAAACAACAGUUCUUUUUCCUAAUCAUCCUUCUAUACAACCCAGGAAUCCAGAUUUUCAUGAUGAAGAAAGUCCUGGAUAUAUCAGGGAAGGAUUCCUGGCAGUACAGCAUGCCGUGGAUAAGAGUAUUAUGUUGUAUCAUGAAGCCAGUGCUGGGAAAAAGCUAUUUGAUGAAGCUAAAAUUCUCAUACAAAGAUUUCCAUACCCAGCUCAUCCUCAGGAUAAAUUACUUUGGAUCUCCAGUCCUUUCAUCCCUUUGAUGUUCAUAAUUAUGUUCUCUUCCAUUGUUCUUUCCAUCACACGAUCCAUUGUGUUUGAAAAGGAAAAAAGAUUAAAGGAAUACCAGCUCAUAAUUGGGCUUAGAAAUUGGAUCAUCUGGGCUGGCUAUUUCUUCACAUUUUUCCCUUUAUAUGUCAUCAUUAUCCUUUUGAUAUGUGCAUUACUGUUUAUUGUAGAGGAGCCAAUCCUUCGAUACAGUGACUGCAGUUUCAUCUUUGUCUUUCUUACAUGUUAUGCCAUCGCGUCCAUAUGCUUUGCCUUUAUGGUUAGCACAUUCUUCAAUAAAACUCAUUUAGCUGCUUCUGCUGGAAAUCUCCUGUUUUUUGCCAGUUUCUUUCCCUAUAACUUCAUCUCUGAACACUAUGGAAUGUUGGGCCUUACCACCAAAGUGACUGCCUGUCUGAGCGCAAAUGUUGCAUUGGCACUGGGGAUUAAUAGGUUAAUCGAUUUGGAAAUACAAGAGAUUGGUGUUAAAUGGCAUAACCUUUGGAAACCAGCCAAUCUUGAGGAUAACUUCAUCUUUGGCUAUAUGUUCGGAAUGCUUUUGCUUGACGCUUUCUUAUAUAGUCUUGUUACCUGGUAUGUAGAAGCUGUCUUUCCUGGGCAGUGUGGUGUGCCUCAACCAUGGUACUUUUUUCUUCUGCGUUCAUACUGGUUUGGCAAACCAAAAAUCCAAAAGACUGCAGAAGAGACAAAGUGCUUCCCCAUAGUGCAUAACUGUUUUGAGACUGAACCUACCAACUUGGUAGCAGGUAUCCAGAUCAAACGUUUGUACAAGGAGUUUAGAAACAAACCCGCAGUAAGCAACUUGUCAUUUAACGUAUAUAAGGGGCAGGUCACUGUUCUUCUGGGACAUAAUGGGGCAGGAAAGUCCACAACCUUGUCUGUCCUCACAGGUGUGUAUUCAUCUCCAGUCAAGACAAAGGCCUAUAUUAAUGGAUAUGAUAUUUCAGAUAACAUGAUUGAAAUUAGAAAAGACUUGGGCUUCUGUCCUCAGUAUGACCUGUUGUUUGAUGACUUGACACUAUCAGAACACCUUUUUUUCUACUGCAUGGUAAAAGGAAUACCUCAGAACUGUGUGGAAGUUGAACGUAUGCUGUCUAUGUUUAACCUGAAAGAUAAUUACCAUGCAUUAUCGGGCUCAGUGAGUGGAGGAGUGAGGCGCAAGCUCUCCAUCAUUAUGGCACUUACAGGGGGCUCCAAGGUAGUGAUACUUGAUGAACCAUCAUCUGGCAUGGACCCAAUGUCAAGAAGGGCCACCUGGGAUCUCCUUCAGCAUUAUAAAUGCAAUCGGACCAUUUUACUGACCACCCACUACAUGGAUGAAGCUGACAUCCUGGGUGACCGCAUUGCCAUCAUGGUCAGGGGGACCUUGCACUGCUGUGGCUCUUCCGUCUUCCUGAAACAAAUAUAUGGUGCUGGAUAUCGCAUAGUCAUGGAGAAAGAAGAAUAUUGUGAUGUUGACAAUAUUGUUGCAAUGAUUCAGCAUCAUGUUCCAGAUGCUGUGUUGGAAAAUGAUUUAGGAAGUGAGUUAUCAUUUAUCCUAUCCAAAAAGUAUGUAUCAAGAUUUGAAGCUUUGUUUACUGAAUUGGAAAUAAAACAGAAAACACUGGGAAUUGCCAAUUUUGGAGCUUCCAUCACUACAAUGGAAGAGGUUUUCCUUAAGGUCAAUAAGCUGGCAACUCCCCAAAGGAAUAUUCAGACUCUCAACUUGGCAUACGAAAAGAUGAGACAAGAUAAGCAGCAGAAUGUGAAUAUACCCAGAAAUUACAAAGGACCACAUCUUUCCUAUUUGAGUGAAAUUUCUACCACUAAAUUUAACACUGGGUUUCCACUUUACCGCCAGCAAUUUUGUUCCAUGUUUAUAAAAAGAGCACUAUUCAUUUGGCGCAACUGGAAGUUGAUGUUGCUACAGAUAACAUUAAUUUUGCUUGUUACUACAUAUCUCUUAUUAGCUCUGCAUUCAGAUGAUCAUGAUGUACCUGAAAGAGAAUUGGAUUUGAGUCACUAUGGUGAAACCAUUGUGCCUUACUCGAUUUCAGGGAAUUCUGAUUUGGCUCUGAAUCUCACAGAGAACCUUAAGAAUUUUCUAAAGUCGAAGAAUCAAAACUUACGAAAAAUAAGAGGUAAUAUAAAUGAUUACAUAUUGAAAAAUAAAGAGUGUCGUAGCUUCUGCAUUAUUGCACUUUCUAUUGAGGUUGAGAAAAACAAAACAGUAUUCACUGUUUUCUUCAAUAAUGAGGUGUAUCAUUCAUCUGGAAUAUCUCUGGCAAUAUUAGACAACAUUCUUUUUAUGACACUUUCUGGACCUAAUGCUUCCAUUACCGUCUUCAAUAAACCUCAGCCUCAUUCUCACUCUUAUUAUGAUCCUAUCACAAUGACUGUAAGUGGAUUACAAAUAGUACAGUGUUUGGCUUUUGGCAUUUCUGUAGUGGUUGGAACCUUUAGUCUGCAGACAGUGACUGAAAGGAUCAGUCAAGCCAAGCACAUCCAGUUCCUGAGUGGUGUGUGUGUGCUCACUUACUGGCUGCCUGCCUUUUUGUGUGACCUCAUCUUCUUCUUCAUUGCCUCCUGUAUACUACUGGGCGUAUUCAUAUUCUGCCAAAUGGAUGCAUUUUUUGUGAGUUACAACUUUCUGGACACGAUGCUGAUUUUCAUGCUGUAUGGCUGGUGUGCUGUUCCCCUCAUGUAUCUUGGAAGCUUUCUGUUCAGAAGUAGCACUACUGCCUACAUCAAGCUCACGCUCUUUAACUACUUUUCAACUAUUUUUAGUAUCAUCAUUUACACUAUAGUGAAAUUUUAUGGGAGUGACUUUCCUAAGUUCGUCAACAGCUUCAUAAAUACAGCUUUAAUGACACUGCCUAGUUACAACUUUGCAAUGAGUAUCAGCAAGUAUUUUGAUGACUAUGAGUUGAAAACAUCGUGUGCAAAGGAAUUCAGAAGCAUUUACAUGGAUUGUAGUGAGUCAUAUACUCAGAACAAUGUGUACGGCUUUGGAGAGCGUGGGAUUGGGAAGUUUCUGAUCACACAGGCUGUCAUGGGCUUAGUCUUUAUCCUCUUGCUUUUAUCUCUGGAGGCUAUUUCCUGGAACCUGAGGAACUUCAUCUUUCAUAACAUUAUUUUUUGUUUCUACAAUAAAUUCAGAAAAGGCAGGCAAGUAAGUAAAUCUAACCAGGAAAUCAAAGAAGACGAGGAUGAGGACAUAAGGAGAGAAAAAAGGAAAGUCCUCUCACUGAUGCUCAAGUCACAGAAACCCCCACUGAUCCUUAAAGAAGUUACCAAGAUUUAUUUUAAGUGUCCUGUUGUCAAGGCUGUGAGAAAUAUCUCCCUUGCAGUCAGGAAGUCAGAGUGCUUUGGAUUGCUUGGAUUAAAUGGAGCUGGAAAAACUACUACAUUCAAAAUGUUGACCGGAGAAGAAACUAUCACCUCUGGAGUUGCAUUGAUUGAUGGCAACAGUGUCACUGGAAAUCCAAGAAAGAUUAGGUCAAGAAUUGGUUACUGUCCUCAGUCUGAAUCUGUGCUGAACCAUAUGACAGGCCGGGAACUGCUGAUCAUGUACUCAAGGCUGUGGGGGGUCCCAGAGGAAGACAUUGACAAGUAUGUGGAAGUCUUUCUGCAUUCAGUGCACCUGGAACACUUCGCUGACCAGUUUAUCUACACAUACAGUGGUGGCUGCAAACGCAGGCUAAGUACCGCUGUUGCCCUAAUGGGAAAGUCUUCCGUUGUCUUCCUGGAUGAGCCAUCCACUGGCAUGGACCCAGUAGCUCAGCAUCUGCUGUGGGACACGGUUACACGGGUCUGUAAGACCGGGAAAGCUAUCAUCAUAACUUCUCACAGAAUGGAAGAAUGUGAGACACUCUGCACUAGGCUGGCCAUCAUGCUGGAAGGGAGGUUCACCUGCCUUGGCAACCCCCAGCACGUCAGAAAGAGGUUUGGUCAUGUAUACACCUUAACAGUAAAGAUCAAUAUUGCUAAGGAUGAAGAUAAAAUAGCAGAGUUCAAAAAGUUCAUUGAAACAACUUUCCCAGGUAACAUCAAAAACCAGGAAUUUCAAGGGAUUAUUGGCUACUAUAUUCCAAGCAAGGAAGUCUGCUGGGGAAAGGUAUUUCAAAUUAUGGAGGAAGCCAAAGUGCUGUUCAAUCUGGAAGACUAUUCUGUCAAACAAGUAACCCUGGAACAAAUCUUUCUGACCCUUGCUAAUACCGACAAAAUGAGGGCUUUUCAGGAAUUGCAAGAGGCACAGGAUCGACAAAGAGAAGUUGUACAGAGUUCUCAGAAGAUGCAGGAUUGCUGGCAGAAGCUUCAAGCUGAAUAUUCUGAGGCAGAACUUAUAAUACAAGAGCAAGGAAAGAAAAUCGCAGAGCUUCAGAAGCUCCGUGCAGGUUUGAUUCAUGAAUUGAAAGAAAAAUGGGGAACUAUAAACGCCAAAUAUCUCCCUCUGAAUGUACAGUUUAAAUACAUUGAGCAGGAGUUGUUAUCAAUAAAAAUAGCACAAAAGCAAUACAAAAAUCUCCACACGGACCAGAAGAUUCUAGAACAAGAUGCACUAGACCUGCAGCACCAGCUUCGAGAUAACGAACAGCCAACUGAGUCAAGUCGGAACCAACAUUCUGCUGGUGACAGAAGAGAGCAGAACUUUACAGAGCGCUCUUAG